Molecule: messenger RNA, 1885 nt
Organism: Macrobrachium nipponense
Lineage: Eukaryota; Metazoa; Arthropoda; Malacostraca; Decapoda; Palaemonidae
Product: TPR-containing protein DDB_G0280363-like
Exons: 3
Coding region: 127-1548 (473 amino acids)
Cellular component (GO): extracellular matrix
Source: RefSeq, a predicted model, not a curated record
AGGAUUAUCCGGAUCACUGUGAUUAGUCUUGUGAGGGAGUGUCACCCUUCUGCCCGGUUUGGGGAUAAAUCGGAAUCCUAUAUAAAGGAAGGCCUACCUCUGGAAGCCACCAGUCAUCCAGCAAUCAUGAAGUUGGUGGACCUGGCGUUGAUCUUGGCAGUGAGUGCCGGGAGUUGGGGUGCGGAGACAGAAGGCCAGCUCUCCACGUCCAUUGCUGGAGCUGACACAAGCUUCUACUUGGACUCGAGAGGGGCUAUAUCGACCCUGCAAGGAGCCACACCAAAUGAUCGCCUCCAGGAGACUCAUGAACAGCUCAUCAAGAGGUUUGAGGAAGAAGUCACUCAGUCUCAACUAAGCUAUGAUGCUGAAAGAAAUCCUCAGCCUUCUCUGAAUGCCCCAUACCAAUGGGCAUAUGAGGUCAACGCAGCUUCAACUGGUGACCAAAAGAGCCAAGUUGAACUUAGAGAAGAGGAUGGCAUUGUGCGUGGCAGGUAUUCUGUGGUAGACCCUGAUGGUUCACUCAGAGUUGUCACAUACAUGGCUCACCCCGAUGAUGGAUUCCAAGCAACUGUCGACAAGCAAGUUGGAUUUCAGGAACCUAUUGAUACUGAGAGUUUGAUUGUGCUGGCUUAUACCUCCGAAGGACGACAAGACCAGCAUAAUUUCCGAGAACAGAUUGCUUCUCAGAAGCAACUCCUUAGUUCUGGAGCCUCUCAAAGACAAACCCAGCGCAUAAAUCAACAAGGUCAGUUUAGCCAGCUAGAGUUGCAGCAACAACAGUCCAGAAACCAACGUGAAUACCUUGGCCAACAACAAGGAUUGCAGCUAAAAAAUUCAGGAAGUUCAACUGAAAGACGACAAAACUACAUCAAUCAGAGUGUACGAAACAAUCAGCCACAGAAGCAAAGCCAAGUUAUAAAUCAACAGAUAAAUUAUAGAAAUCAGCAAGACCCCUCAAACAGUCAAACCAGUCGUUCAAAGCACCAAUAUGGCGACAGUAAGAAGUUACCGUACUCCCGCCAAGGGCAUCAGGCAUCAUUAGUCCAUACACAGGAUAGUUCAAGUGCUGAACAGCAGCAACAGUACUACACCAAUGACAAACAAUUGCAAAUAAAUCAUGAUGAAACACCAAGGAAUUAUCAUGGCACAACAAAAAGAAAUCAAAACAACCAACAAUCAGCUCUGCUAAUCAGCAGACAGACUCUUCAGGGCCAAGAAUACAGAGCUGAAAAACUUGCUCAACAGCAGCACUACAACAACAGGGACCAAAAUCGACGUCAAUAUAGUAACAGGGAUGAAAAUCGACCUCAAAUUAACAACAGAGACGCUCUCAGAAUUCCGCAGAAUUAUGAGAGCGAUCAACUGACUCAGUACCGUCAGCAGCAAAACUCGCAAAAUAAACAAACUGCAUAUGAUGUUGAUAAUAAGAGUGUUGCCAACUAUGAAAUCCAUACCCAAGCUAACCUGAAGUUGAAAGAUAAUGGUGUGUAUAAUAUCGUUCCCAUUAUUCUGCGACGUGUGAGACAAACUGAAGCAGAUGAAGAAUAACUUAGAAGGGCCGCACGAAACAAGGCGAGCAUCAAACUCUAAUGAAUUCUGUAAAACCAUAAGUUUAAGGGUUAGAGAACAAUCAGCAAACAGCUUCGAGAUAUUUUCAGUCUCGAAACUGUGCGUGAAUCAUACUCUCAUCCUCUGAUCUGUGGCUUUAUAAUAACUAAGGAGGUAAUUUCGUUUCAGGCACAUAGUCAGAUAUUAGACAUUCUUUGGAUCACACCAAAACUUUCAUGAGUAUGUUCACUAUACAAGAAUAAAUAGACUGUUUUGUAAAGACCUUUCAUAUAUAUAUAUAUAUAUAUAUAUAUAUAUAUAUAUAUAUUAUCUAUAG